UUUGUCAAAUGUCGCUCAUCUGUGAGUUGAGGCCCUGACUCCCUUCACACAGAAGGAAGUCGUCUCUCUCUGAAGAUGAACUCAACGGACCUCCCUCGGGAUGCCCCCAACACUACCCUGCUACAUGUGCCUCACUCCCAGGGAGGAAACAGCACUGCUCUCCAGGAAGACCUCCAGGACCUCAUCCACACGGCCACCUUGGCGAGCUGUACCUUUCUGCUCGCAAUCAUCUUCUGCCUGGGCUCUUACGGCAACUUCAUUGUCUUCUUGUCCUUCUUUGAUCCGGCCUUCAGGAAAUUCAGAACCAACUUUGAUUUCAUGGUCCUGAACCUGUCCUUCUGUGACCUCUUCAUCUGUGGCGUGACGGCCCCCAUGUUCACCUUUGUGUUGUUCUUCAGUUCAGCCAGCGGCAUACCGGAUGCUUUCUGCUUCACCUUCCACCUCACCAGCUCCGGCUUCAUCAUCAUGUCCCUCAAGACAGUGGCGGUGAUUGCCCUGCACCGGCUCCGCAUGGUGUUGGGGAAGCAGCCGAACCGCACGGCCUCCUUUCUCUGCACCUUGCUCCUCACUCUGCUCCUCUGGGCCACCAGUUUCACCCUCGCCACCUUGGCCACCCUGAAAACCAGCAACUCCCACCUCUGCCUUCCCAUGUCCAGUCUGAUUGCCAGAGAAGGGAAAGCCAUCCUGUCUCUCUAUGUGGUCGACUUCACCUUUUGUGUUGCUGUGGUCUCUGUGUCUUACAUCAUGAUUGCUCAGACCCUGCGGAAAAAUGCUCAGGUCAGAAAGUGCCCCCCUGUGAUCACAGUUGAUGCUUCCAGACCACAGCCUUUCAUGGGGGCCCCUGUGAAGGGAGGUGGAGAACCCAUCCAGUGUACCAUGCCAGCUCUGUACAGGAACCAGAAUUACAACAAACUGCAGCACGUUCAGACCCACGGAUACACCAAGAGUCCCAACCAGCUGCCAACCCCUGCGGCCAGCCGGCUCCAGCUGGUGUCGGCUGUCAAUCUCUCCACGGCUAAGGAUUCCAAGGCGGUGGUCACCUGUGUGAUCAUUGUGCUGUCGGUCCUGGUGUGCUGCCUUCCACUGGGAAUCUCCUUGGUGCAGGUGGUUCUGUCCAGCAGUGGGAGCUUCAUCCUUUACCAGUUCGAACUGUUUGGUUUUACGCUUGUAUUUUUCAAGUCAGGAUUAAACCCUUUUAUAUAUUCUCGGAACAGUGCAGGGCUGAGAAGGAAAGUGCUGUGGUGUCUGCAGUACAUAGGCCUGGGUUUUUUCUGCUGCAAACAGAAGACUCGACUUCGAGCCAUGGGAAAGGGAAACCUCGAAGUCAACAGAAACAAAUCCUCCCAUCAUGAAACAAACUCUGCCUACAUGUUGUCUCCAAAGCCCCAGAAGAAAUUUGUGGACCAGGCCUGUGGCCCAAGUCAUUCGAAGGAAAGUGUGGUCAGUCCCAAGAUGUCUGCUGGACAUCAACACUAUGGUCAGAGCAGCUCAACCCCCAUCAACACUCGGAUUGAGCCGUACUACAGUAUCUAUAACAGCAGCCCGUCCCAGGAAGAGAGCAUCCCACAUAACUUACAGCCAGUAAAUUCUUUUGGAUUUGCCAAUUCAUAUAUUGCCAUGCAUUAUCACACCACUAAUGAUUUAAUGCAAGAGUAUGAUAGCACUUCAGCCAAGCAGAUUCCAGUCCCCUCUGUUUAGAGUCAUGGAGGCUGGAGAAUCUUAUAUGUUUUUGUUUCUGAUACUAGUUGAUUUUUUAAAAUUCUGUGAGACCAGAGGUAUAUCAAAACUUAAAGACCUAGACA
Molecule: messenger RNA, 1802 nt
Organism: Balaenoptera ricei (Rice's whale)
Lineage: Eukaryota; Metazoa; Chordata; Mammalia; Artiodactyla; Balaenopteridae
Gene: GPR75
Product: G protein-coupled receptor 75
Exons: 1
Coding region: 76-1698 (540 amino acids)
Biological process (GO): G protein-coupled receptor signaling pathway
Cellular component (GO): membrane
Molecular function (GO): C-C chemokine receptor activity
Source: RefSeq, a predicted model, not a curated record